This is a messenger RNA of Musa acuminata subsp. malaccensis (wild Malaysian banana), 2155 nucleotides long. RefSeq lists its product as uncharacterized. NCBI's taxonomy places the organism in Eukaryota, Viridiplantae, Streptophyta, Magnoliopsida, Zingiberales, Musaceae. The record is from RefSeq and is a predicted model, not a curated record.
UGAUGUUCGCCGCCAUUACCAAAUUAAAAUUAUUUUUUUAUCGUUUGUUUUAUAUUGUCGUUGGUAAAACCGAAUUAAAACGUAGGGAUCGGGAUAGCAUGCGGCGCUUCUGCUCAAUUUGUAUCAGUAACCACGGCAGGAGUGAGGAAAAAGGUGUGGCUUUUUCCGGAGGGCGGCUACCUAUCGAAGUCAUUCGUCGUCUUCUCUCCGACUCCUUCCCUGUUCUCCUCCCGGCCCGAACCUCCGACUUUGCCGCAGCCCUCCACCAAUCCGACUCCUUUCCUCCGCUCGGCAGACCUGGUCGGUAGCGGGUUAUCAUCCACCGGCUGAUGGGUCCUCGCCGCCCGCCGCCGCCUGGUGCUGGGCAGGUCAGCCUGGACCACCGGCUUCGUCUGCACCCGGCCCCUGCGCGCGCCGCUACGCGUCUCCGGCAUCCUUUACCGAUUCGACCCCAUCCGGAAAGCCCUAGAAUUUGCGGAUCGAUUCGGACGUUGCUCGCAAAAGAGACAGGGAGCAGACGCCCCGACGGGUAGGAUCGACGGGUCCGAUCUCGUCUUCGAUGCGGAGAGACGCAGGGAGGGGGGCUUCAAUGGAUGGUUUGGCUUCUUGUAGCGACGACAGAGAGAAUCUUUCCCGAAUCUAUUUGACGGUGUUUAGGAUUCUCUCCAAUAACAUCCGAGAAUCUUGACCCGAUUCGAUACGAUACAAUCCGACCCGUUUGACAUGAUGUUGCCAAGGGAGGAAAAUAAAACAGCGGAGUUGGAGAGCAGUCGCGCGUGGAACGAGGAGGAGAACGAUGGUUGUGGUGGAUUGGGACGCGGUGGACAUGGUGUGCUCGCUCGAGUUCUGGAGGAUGGCCGUGUGCUGGACCCUCUCCCUCCUCUACUCCCACCUCUACCUCCUCCUCGCCCCGCGCCUCUCCGCCCUCUUCCCCUCCCUCCUCGGACCGACGCCACCACGCUUCCCUCGCCGCCGCUUUGCACCCGGCCCUUCCUCCCCGAUCCAGAGACCCCUCGGCGUCAUCACCGGCGCGAGUUCCGGCUUGGGCGCGGCCGCCGCAAGAGCCCUGGCAGCGGAAGGCUACCAUGUUAUUCUUGCUGGGCGUAAUCCUCAGACACUAACUAAGACUAUUCAAGAGAUCAAGAAACACGACCAGAAUGCCUGUGUGGAAUCAUUUCAGGUUGACAUAUCAUCCAUUUAUUCAAUUAUGAAGUUUGAGAGUUCAAUAAAACAGUGGCUGGAGGAGUCUAAUCUGCAUCCCUCAAUUCAACUUCUUAUAAAUAAUGCUGGAAUUUUGGCAAAAUCUUCCAGAGUUACCGCCGAUGGAUUUGACCAGAUGAUGGAAACAAACUACCUUGGUGCAUUCUUUCUGACCAAUAUUAUGUUGCCACUGCUCAAGAAUAGCCCUGUACCUUCCAGGAUAGUUAACGUGACAUCUUUUACUCAUAGAAGUGUAUCCCAUGUUGACGUCAAUAUGGGAAACCUGGCCAGAGAAAAUCUCCAUUGCUUGUCUACUUUGGGCAAGUAUCAGUUUGCCCAAACCUAUGAGUACUCUAAAUUUUGUACUCUGCUAUUCUCAUAUGAGCUUCAUCGCCAACUUUAUGUGAUGGAUCCAGCUUCAAAUGUCUCUAUCAUGGCCGCUGAUCCUGGAGCAGUGGCAACGAACAUAAUGAGGGAACUUCCUCCAUCCCUAAAAAGGCUGGCCUUUUUGGUUCUAGGAUUCCUGCAGCUUCUGCAGUCUCCUGAAAUUGGGGUUGACUCUAUCAUGGACGCAGCAUUGGCACCGCCUAUGCCACUGAAGCUGCAUAUGCCUGUGGAGAUGGCAGCACAGCAAUACAGUGGGAGUGUAAAAGCUAUUUAUUCUGGAGCAAAGAUCAGCCUGAGUUACUUGUGUUUUCAUGAGAGAGUGCUUUCAACCACAGACACUUUUUCUCUAUAGCUUGCCUGCCUUGAUUUCUUCAGUUAUCUUGUUUGUACUUUGAGAAAUGCCACUUUGUUUCACCUCAACAAUUACCAUGUGAAUUGAGCCUGCUUCAUUCAAGAAAAUUUGAACUCACUAGUGUGCUCCCGUUUUAGUUAACAGUGAAUAACUCUUGAAAGAUGUUCAAAUUCUACUUAUAUGUGAAGAAUCAGCUGUUAUGAGUUUUUGCUGGCU